AUGACGCCAGGUGUAAAGGAAGAUCAGUGUGACCCGCUGAGUAACAACAAUGUGAUGCCCUUAAUGCCGAGGACAACAGUUCGCUUGGAAUUUAAAAAUGUAACGUGCUCCGUAUCCUCUAUCUCCGUCAACAAAUUUCGACUUGAUAAUAAAAGUAUAUUGAAAGGCGUGAGCGGAUGUUUCAAGCCGGGAGAAUUGACGGCCAUCAUGGGCCCUUCCGGUGCAGGCAAAACAACGUUGUUAAACAUCCUGGCCGGUUACUCUACAAAAGGCGCAAAAGGUAUUAUAACAGUAAACGGUGUCAGCGCAUGUGCGUCGCAGUCGACAGGUCGGGGCGGCGCGAGAUAUAUCCGCCAGCACGAUGACCUCCGAGUUCAUCUCACCGUCUAUGAAUCCAUGUCUCUUGCGGCUGCGCUUAAACUGGCCGACUUCAACUCACAAGAACGCAAAGAGAAAGUAUUGGAAGUAUUAGCACUUUUGGGCCUCAGUGGAACGUCCCGGACACUGUGCAGGGAUUUGUCUGGAGGUCAAAAAAGAAGAUUGGCUGUAGCUUUAGAGUUACUGUCAGAUCCUUCUUUAUUAUUUCUUGAUGAACCAACAACCGGCCUCGAUUCCUCCGCAUCGACGUCUCUCAUUGCACUUCUCAGCGGCUUGGCUCGAGGGGGUCGCACUAUCAUAGCUACGAUACAUCAACCAUCAGCUUUACUUUUUGAGAAGAUAGACUCAAUCUACUGUUUAUCAUCUGGUAGCACUUUGUAUUCGGGAUCCAGAGAACUUCUUCUGCCAGCAAUGAGUAGUGCAGGAUUAAGAUGCCCUCCGUACCACAAUCCUGCUGAUUUCUUAAUGGAAGUAGCAUCAGGUGAACACGACAUUGAUUUGUCGAAAGCCGCCAACAUCAUGCUUCAGUACAAAGCAGAAUCUACAUCCAGUGCGUGGGAAGAUGUGCCAGUUAUAUCAUCGUUCUCAAAUACCUUAAGCGUGGACAUAGAAAUGCAAGAUAAACAAUUAAGAAGUAAUGCAAAACACCAGAAAAAGUUCUCUAAGAACAUAUACAGACCGUCGGGAUAUCUGCGACAAACAUGGAUACUCCUUUAUAGAAAUUAUCUGAUGACAACGAGAAAUUACUCACUAUUCAUGUAUCGCGUUGCUGCACAUGUAAUCAUCGCGUUGAUUUUCGGAUACCUUUACCUGGGCGUUGGUGGGGAAGCCAGCAGUGUGCUGGGAAACUAUGUAUAUCUAUAUGGAUCGAUGCUCCUCGUUGUGUACACCGGAAAAAUGUCUGUCACGCUAUCCUUUCCACUGGAGAUGGAUAUAUUGAAAGGCGAAUAUUUUAAUCGAUGGUACAGUUUAGGUCCAUAUAUCUUCUCGAUUCUGGCUGUAGAGUUACCAUUUCAGAUGAUAUCAUGCGUUUCGUACGUAGUGUUGUCGUACUGGCUAACUGACAACCCCCUAGAGCCGACCCGCGCUACAUUGUUCCUCGCCACGAUAGUCGCAACAUCCCUCUGCGCCCAAGCCUGGGGGUACUUCAUUGGAUCGACCACGCCAACCAGGAUCGCAGUCUUUAUAGGACCAGUUUUAGCGUGUCUGUUCUCCGUAUUUGGUUUUUGUCUGGCUUUACGAGAUACGCCGUACGCCUUCAAAUGGCUGCACCAUAUAUCAUACUUCAGAGCGGGCUUCCAUGUUGCUGUUCACUCUAUAUAUGGAUUCAAUAGAACGAAAAUGCACUGUGAUAAAGAAUAUUGUCACUACAUCACACCAAGUAAAUUCCUUGUUGAAAUGGAUAUGGCAACCAUAGAUGUCGGCGUCAACAUGGCUAUAGUAUUGAGUACCACUGUUCUCAUGCACGUACUUACUUGCUCCACACUUUGGUACAGACUUAAUAAAAGA
Molecule: messenger RNA, 1887 nt
Organism: Brenthis ino (lesser marbled fritillary)
Lineage: Eukaryota; Metazoa; Arthropoda; Insecta; Lepidoptera; Nymphalidae
Source: the annotation of a GenBank genome assembly